CAYCCACCAGCGAAAGAUAGAAGAAGACGAAGCGGAAAGCGAGGARUCCAUGCGAGGAAAGGAGUGAGAGGGAGGCGUCUUUUGGUUUUAUGCAAAAAGCUUCGGGUAGACCGUUUUCUUUAGCAUCCUUGUCCCGCAAACAUGGAUGGAGACGAGGAGUUCAUGAAGUACCGCUCUCCGCUGGUGUCCAGAUAUGCAAGCAAGGAAAUGGCCUUUAACUUCAGCGACAAGAAAAAAUUCACAACCUGGAGGAAGCUGUGGAUCCUACUGGCCAAAGCUGAGAAGGAAUUGGGUCUGCCGAUUACGGACGCUCAGAUCCAGGAGAUGGAGAGCCACGCCGAGGACAUCGACUUCGCCAUGGCCACCGAACAGGAGCGGAAGCUCCGGCACGACGUCAUGGCUCACGUCCACACCUUCGCUCACUGCUGCCCCUCCGCCGCCCCCAUCAUCCACCUGGGAGCCACGUCUUGUUAUGUCGGAGACAACACCGAUCUCAUUAUGCUGCGCGAUGGCUUUGACAUCCUCCUCCCUAAGCUGGCGAGGGUCAUCGACAGGCUGGCAGACUACGCAGACAAAUACAAAGACCUUCCUACACUUGGCUUCACACACUACCAGCCUGCCCAGCUCACCACCGUAGGGAAGCGGGCGUGCCUCUGGCUGCAGGACUUGGCGAUGGACWUGCGGAACCUGCAGCGAGCCCGUGACGACCUGCGUUUCCGGGGGGUCAAGGGGACGACCGGGACCCAGGCUAGCUUCCUGCAGCUCUUUCAGGGGGACCACGAUAAGGUGGAGGAGCUGGACAGGAAGGUGACAGAAAUGGCUGGGUUCAGAAAAGCUUACCUGGUGACCGGACAGACUUACAGCCGUAAAGUGGACGUCGACUGUCUGUCCAGCUUGGCCAGUUUGGGCUCUACUGUCCACAAGAUUUGUACGGACAUCCGUCUGCUGGCCAACCUGAAGGAAAUAGAAGAGCCUUUUGAGAAAGAGCAGAUCGGUUCCAGUGCCAUGCCCUACAAGAGGAACCCGAUGCGCGCAGAGCGCUGCUGCAGCCUGGCUCGGCACCUGGUGGCACUGAUGGCCGACCCGCUACAGACGGCGUCGGUCCAGUGGCUGGAGAGGACGCUGGACGACAGCGCCAACAGGAGGAUCUCCCUCCCAGAGUCCUUCCUGACCGCAGACAUCAUCCUCAGCACUCUGCAGAACAUCACAGAGGGCCUGGUGGUCUACCCGAAGGUCAUCGAGAGGCACAUCCGCCACGAGCUGCCCUUCAUGGCCACAGAGAACAUCAUUAUGGCCAUGGUGCAGGCCGGAGGGAACAGACAGGACUGCCACGAGAAAAUCCGGGUUCUGUCCCAUGAGGCGGCGGCUGUAGUGAAACAGGAAGGAGGCGACAACGACCUGCUGGCCAGAGUCCAGAGAGACCCCUACUUCACCCCCAUCCUGGGCCAGCUGGAUGCCCUGCUGGACCCCAGCACCUUCAUCGGCCGCGCCCCACAGCAAGUAACGAGGUUCCUGUCUGAAGAAAUACGCCCCCUGCUGGAGCCCUUUAAGUCGAAGAUGGAUGUGAAUAUUGAACUGGAGCUUUAAGGAUUACACGCGCGCACUAAUACCCUCUGACCUGUGGACAAAAUUGAGAGAAAGACAGUUGAAUAAAAGUGUUUUUAAUUCUA
Poecilia reticulata (guppy) is the source of this 1670-nucleotide messenger RNA. It is a transcript of the gene adsl, whose product is annotated as adenylosuccinate lyase. Gene Ontology annotation, biological process: 'de novo' AMP biosynthetic process. Gene Ontology annotation, molecular function: (S)-2-(5-amino-1-(5-phospho-D-ribosyl)imidazole-4-carboxamido) succinate lyase (fumarate-forming) activity; N6-(1,2-dicarboxyethyl)AMP AMP-lyase (fumarate-forming) activity. NCBI's taxonomy places the organism in Eukaryota, Metazoa, Chordata, Actinopteri, Cyprinodontiformes, Poeciliidae. The record is from RefSeq and is a predicted model, not a curated record. Gene Ontology annotation, cellular component: cytosol.